Molecule: messenger RNA, 3956 nt
Organism: Paramuricea clavata
Lineage: Eukaryota; Metazoa; Cnidaria; Anthozoa; Malacalcyonacea; Plexauridae
Source: the annotation of a GenBank genome assembly
AUGGCUCAUAGGAGCGUAGUUCAAUAUCUUAGCUACCACAAGGUGCAUUUUCACUUAGAUACAUCACAUAUUAUGUGAAAUUUUAUGGGGGGGCAAAAGUGGCCUGUAAAAUCCAGUUUUCCAUAUACUACUUGCUUCUUUGGUGUCAAAUUUCAGUCCGAUACACCGAACUGGAAAAUUUUUUGUCUCAGCUGAUAGCUGAAGAUCUCUAGUUUCUAAAAAUAUAUAGUUUAUGCAUAUUUUGCUUAAAAAUAUGCCUCCUAACAAUUGUUAAAGUUUUGUCCAUUUUGAAGUACGAUUGGGGUGAAGCUCCCCCUUAAUUUGAAACCAAAACUGGAUAAAUGGAACGCCGUAAAUGUUUAGUAAAAAGUUUAAAAAUUGAACUUUGGAACUUCAUGGUUGACACGCAUGCGUAUUGCACCCAUUUUAUUAUUGACCGGUCAACAAUGUUUCAUUGCGGACCGGUUGCCGAACAUAUGACAUUUUGUGGACCGGCACGUGACACGGUUUUGACCAAUCGGCAAACAGAAAAAUUGAACUUUGACACUAACUAUAUAACAAUACUUUUUUGUGUGUUGGUGUUGUGUACUCAGGUGAAUAUGAUGUUUGUGAUGUUACUCUGAGUGUGCAUCCACACCGAGCAAGCUGAAAAGUUUGCCUAACCACGGUGGGAAUCGAACCCGCGCCCUUUGGGAUACUAGUCCAAUGCUCUGCCAACUGAUCAUCAUCAAUUAAUCAGCUAAUUAAUCAGGUAGCCAUUCAAUCAUCCUAUUAUUCCGUCAAUCAAUCACCGAAUCAUUUAGUUACCCAGUCACUUAAUAAAUCGUUCAAUUCGAUAGUCAAUCAAUGAUAUACUUAAUCACACACCAAAUUCAUAAAUCGACUUUUUAGGCCUUCAAUGUUUUGGUCCGUCAAAUGAACAGUAAAGAUAAAAUAAUCGUGGAAGCAUUGUUACAUGAAUUGAAUACUUCAAUUAAUUGGAAGGUACGAAAUAUAAGGGAGCAGCGAUUCAGCCCCUUCAUGAUUUUUAUCAAGAUCAAAAUAAAUGAAAUUACCAAUUGGAUAAGAUUUGGCAUUAUUGUACAAUUAAAAUGCAGCUAAUCCACGGCCACAGUAGUAAUACUAAUUGAUCUAAGAAGGCAUUCUGACUAAUGAGCCAUGUAGUGAUUAUAUUUGUUUUAAUAUGAUCAAACUGUUAAUUUUAAAACAUCACUUAAUAUGCAGCAGAUCGUGUUUCAGAGAGGGGGGACCGCUACCCCCAACAAUUUCUGAAAGCCUUUGAAUGGUGGCUGAAUAACUUUGUCACAAAGCUGCAGUUCAAUGCAAAGCUGUUGCAAUAAUUUUACAACCAUGAAUGCAUUGAUAGGCUAUAACCUAAUCAAAUGUGCCUGAAUUGUAUAGGGCAAUAGCCCCCCCCCCCUCUCAAUAUUUCGAAAAGUGCCCGCCAAUGCCCAAGACCUCAUUUAAAGAGCCCCUAGUUAAAAAGUUACACCACUGUCCACAUCCCAAUCUUACAUCUUACCCUAUAUUUAACGCUUACACCAUAACCUAGCCCUUACACCAUAACUUUUGCAAAAUAAACAGCCCUAACCUUUGCAAAAUAAACAAUCUUGGUAAACAUAAUUGUACUUUAUAUUUAAGGUCCGGGUGCAGGCUUGUGAUCUAUUGAUGUUUGUAGGUAAGCGAGUUUUGUAAACUCUUUACAUUUGUAGUUGGUGGAUGUUUACUUCGCACUUUCACGGUAUAUUGCUGAAAAUAUCGCGUGUUUAAGUACUGCUCUCCAUAUUCUACUUCAGGAAAUCGUCAUGUUCUGGUUAAAGAUGUUGACGAGAUAUUUGAGAUCUUAGAGAGAUUAUUGUGGGAUCACGCUCAUCAGGAAGUCAGAUCUAAAGUUGCAGAAUUGUUGAAUACAUUAAGAUUGAGAAAUAGAGCGUGUAGCCUCGUUCUCAGGUACUGUGACAGACACACGUAAUACAACUACAUUUGGGAUACAACAACGCACGUAAAAACGCACAAGUUGUAACAAACCUGCAGCAGACUUGUAGCAAUGUCGCUCCAACAACUUGUCAACAGGAUGUGUUCGCACUGCUUGUUCCCAGCUUGUUGACAAGUUGUUAACGGCUUGUUGAUAACUUGCUAUCGUCCUGCAAUUCAACAAUUUGUCAACAUGUUGUGAGUGACAACCUUGUAGCAACUUGAUAAAAUAACAGCAUUGCUACAACUUGUUGACAAACUUGCUACAAGCCAAUCACAAAACAAGAUCAUUUUAGGUAGGUCUUUACCCCCGUUUACUAGCCCGUUUACCGGCUGUAUAAACGGACCGAGGACGACGUUUAAAUCUCCUGUUUGAUUUUUUUUUCUUAAAUAUUUUAUAUUAAUAUCUUUGUAUAACUACAGUAGUAGUCGUCACGUUGCCGUCCUAGAUGUUUAGAUCUCUCGUGCGUUUUUGUAGACGUAUUGACGACAGACAAGAAACUGUUCGUGCUCAUGCGAUCAUAUCUAUGGUAAAUCAUCGCAUUUUUUCAGGCAUGGUCUAGGCAUAGCUUAAGGGAAGAUGGCUGUGAAACUCAUUAAAAAACAAUAUAACUCAUCUAUGUUAGUCAACGUUUAUUCAUAAAUCUGGUCCUUCACCGUCACGUGCGAAUUGUAUUUUUGCCCAACUAACCAACAGCAAUUUUUAGGAAAGUUAUCUAUCCGUGACUCGAACAAUAGGGUAAAUUGGAACUUGCUAUUGGUGGAUUGGGCAAAAAUACAAUACACACGUGACGUUGAAGGACCAGAUUUAUGAAUAAACGUUGACUAACAUAGAUAAUGAGUUACAUUGUUAUUAUAAUGAGCUUCACAGCCAUCUUCCCUUCGAUAGGCUAUGUCCUUAAAUAACCUGGCUUGUAAAUAAUCAACUUUAUCUUACUGUCGUUCCAAUUGAAGUGUUGCUCAAAUAUUGAUUCAAUACAUUACCUCUGGCUGACCAAUUCAUUUGAUCAAGUUCCUCGAGAUAUUCAUACACUUCCUGUGAAAGAGCCAAUUCCGAGUAUUUGAUGUGUAUGAAUAUCUCGAGGAACUUGAUGAAAUGAAUUGGUCAGCCCGAGGUAAUGUAUUGAAUCAAUAUUUGAGCAACACUUCAAUUGGAACGACAGUAAACACUAAAACAUGUAAUUUAAGUUAACGUUUUCUGGUUUUACAGGCGACCUUAGAAAUGAAAGGCGAGAAAGAGCUGAAAGCUCUCUUAGAUAUUUUGGCAUUGGACUCCAGUGUUUAUGCCAGAAUACAGGUCAGUGGGGGAUAAGGUUUUUGGUUUGCAGAAACAGAAAAUCUUUAUUAAGAGACAAUUGUUUUCAAUAAAUGUCCCGUAUUUGCAAUUAAAAGUGUUCAAAACCUAAAAUCGUUUUGGCGUUCCUCUCAAAAGUAUUUUGUUUUAGCUUUAUUUUGUAGUUUACACAUUUAGCAACUUUUUAAAACAGUUUUAACUAUUAUAAAAAUAAUAAAAAUAAUAUUUAAAAAUAAAUAUUUACAAAUAUUGUCAAUUUAAAUACAAUUAUCAUUGAUGCUGUAAAAUUGACGCCAUAUUUAUACUAUUAUACAGCAAUAUAAGCAAAACUUACUGAACUUCAGACAUCAUUUUAUCUUUGGCGUACCAUCUAAAAUCUCUUCAUUUUAGCAUUAUUUUACGGAUAAAGCACUAAACAUACUUUUUUAAGUUUGUUUGCCGCUUGAGAAACGUAUCGAACAAUAAAAAUUUUGGAUAUAGUCAUAACCAAGUGGAAAAAUAUACUCAUUAGUUUUGAACUCUUAAAUAAAAUAUUUGUUAUAUACAUUACAUUACAUUACAUUACAGUCACAGUUUUCCGUCCUAGGCUGUGCGUGCGUUCAGCAGAUUAAAUUGGAAUGAUCCCAGAGUAUUGCGAAGUUUGAAAGAACGAGAGAAAGGCGAAGGGAUAUUAGCAAGGUAUACAUAA